Prorocentrum cordatum is the source of this 720-nucleotide messenger RNA. NCBI's taxonomy places the organism in Eukaryota, Dinophyceae, Prorocentrales, Prorocentraceae. The record is from the annotation of a GenBank genome assembly.
UGCGAUGGGCCACAUGCCGUAGGCACCCCCCCAUAUGGUGUGGAAGAGCGAUCGCUGGCAGACGUCGGUGGAGAAGGCCGACGUUCAUGGAGACAGCAAGGUGGAGGCUGGCACGCUGGAGAUAUCAUACCACCUGCCUGGCAAGGGGAUCGAGAAGGAGCUAGUGUACCAGGACACAGCCGAGGCGGAGGGAGGGCCCCGGCUGCUUGUUUCGCUGGCCUCGGUGAUGAAGCUGAAGGGCUUGUGCGAGCACGAGCAUGCGAAGCACGACAAGGCCCUGACGGCUCUGAAGGUAUGCCGCCUGAAGUACUUCAAGGAGAUCAGGUGGCUCCGCGACCAGCUCCAGCGCCACACCGGAAAGGAUGGUGACGUGUUCUGGUUCGAUCCCGAGGAGGGGUCGGACCUCGAGGGCCUGCAGAACCACAUGCUGAGGGCCCUGCAAGAGGACAACGAGAGGCUGAAGGAGGAGAACGCCGCGCUCAACGAGGAGCUCUCUUCAGUGAAGGCCAUCAUCGAGGAGAUGUCUGACCUGAAGGAAGCGCUGCGCAGAAUGCUCAAGGACCACACCGUCCGAGAGGUCACGACGGAGCUGCGGGGGGUGCUCGCCAAGGCGAACCACCUCUCCGAGUUCACGGGGAUCCUGCGCGAGCUGCUGCCCGAGCUCUCGCCGCAGAUGCCCUCGGGGCCCGACCCAGAGGAGUUUGCGCGGCUGGGGGAGGA